AUGGCUUUGGAAACAAAUGCUGCCAAGCAUGUUAUGAAUGCUCCAGAAACCCUUGUAUCUGAUAGUAUCAAAGGCCUAUGCUAUGCAAAUCCACAUUUGCGUCUACUUGAAAAAGAAAAAGUUGUCUACUACGCCAAUGUGGAUGAAAUGGCGUUAAACCAAGUGACCCUUAUUUCAGGUGGUGGUUCAGGUCAUGAACCUGGUUACGCAGGGCUCAUUGGUGAGAAUUGUCUUGCAGCCAAUGUCUCUGGCCAUGUAUUUGCAUCUCCCAGCUCUAAUCAGGUACUGUCUGCUAUCGAACGAGUCCAGUCCCCCCAUGGCACGCUGGUCAUUAUCAUGAACUAUACUGGUGAUUGCUUGAAUUUUGCACUGGCUGUGGAAAGAGCGAAAACGAGAGGCAUUAAAGUAGAUCUCAUUGCUGUUGGCGACGAUAUUGCUGUGGGUAAAUCCAAGAACAAGAAAGUAGGUAGACGAGGCAUGGCUGCUACAACACUCGCUAUCAAAUUAGCAGGCGCUCUGGCUUCUCAAGGGGCCACUUUGGAGCAAGUGAAGGAGAUCACUCAAUACGCUAUUGACAACUCUGCCACUAUCGGCGUGGCACUUGAUCAUUGCCACGUACCUGGGUCCUCCAGCUUCUCUCAACUAGGACCUCAUGAAAUGGAGAUUGGUAUGGGUAUCCACAAUGAAACUGGUUUUCUCAAGGCAAACAUGAUGCCUGCCAAGGAGCUGGUUGUUAAAAUGAUGGACAUGUUGGUAGAUCAACAUGAUAGUGAUCGAUCCUACUUGAAUUUAUCGGCCGACGAGACCAGUGUGGUGUUGCUGGUCAACAAUUUAGGUGGUAUGCCAAUGGUGGAAUUGAAUCUCGUAGUAAAAGAGGCCGUGGAUUAUAUCACUUCUCACCAACUGAAAUUGGAGCGCGUCUAUGUUGGUCCGUUUGUAACAAGUUUGAAUAUGCCUGGCUUCUCUCUCUCGCUAUUGGUUGUAAAUCACGAUAGAAAUGUGCUGCAAUUGUUGGAUCAACAAGUGCACGUCUCUGGUUGGCCGUCGACUGCUGCUCAAUUCUUCUCUGAUGCCAUCCAUGGCGAUAAUUCUGCUGCCAUCAAAUCCCCUGAACUUGUCAUUGAGGGACAACACGGCCAAGUUUCGAAUCCUCAAGUUAUUAAAAAUGCUAUUCGAGGUGCUACCAAUGCUGUAAUUGCAGCCGAACCUCGUAUUACAGACUACGAUACCAUUUUAGGUGAUGGCGAUUGUGGACAGACACUGAAAACUGCGGCACUUGCUAUUCAAGAGGCCAUGCCUUCUUUUGACCUUACAUCGGCGCCAAAGACUAUUUUAGGCAUUGCUAAUGUGAUUGAGCAUUCAGUUGGUGGCACAUCAUCAGCAAUUUAUUGCAUUUUCUUUAAUGCAUUGGCUAGUGGUUUGUUGGAAUAUGCAAAGCCUUCAGUUGAUGCAUCUGUGUGGGUUCUUGCAGCCAAACAUGCUCUCUCUACUUUGAUGACCUAUACGAAGGCUCGAGUGGGCGAUCGUACCUUGAUGGACACUCUGUGCCCAUUUAUCGAUACAUUAAACAAAGAUGCAGCCAAUGUUGAUCAAGCCGUUCAAGCUGCUCGUGAGGGUGCUGACAGCACAUGCAAUCUGUCUGCAAAAGUGGGCCGCUCAUCUUAUCUUUCAAACAAAGAGGUUCUUGAAUCAGGUAUUCCUGAUGCUGGUGCAUAUGGUUUGGCAGAACUUUUAGAUGGUUUGGUUGGAAGCCUUUAA
Messenger RNA from Mucor velutinosus, 1758 nucleotides. RefSeq lists its product as uncharacterized. Gene Ontology annotation, biological process: glycerol catabolic process. NCBI's taxonomy places the organism in Eukaryota, Fungi, Mucoromycota, Mucoromycetes, Mucorales, Mucoraceae. The coding region runs from base 1 to 1758 and encodes 585 amino acids. Gene Ontology annotation, molecular function: ATP binding; glycerone kinase activity. The transcript has 6 exons. The record is from RefSeq and is a predicted model, not a curated record. Gene Ontology annotation, cellular component: cytosol.